UCCCAGCUACGGCUGGGCUGUGCCGCCAUUUUGGAUUGUGUGGGUUUCUGGGAAGUUCCGAGUGUUCCUCACACCCCGCGGUUCCGCAGAUCACAGGCCCGGGCCCGCGUCCGAGUGUCAGGUUGGAGCCAGGAAGCGUCCCUGGGGGUAGCGGCGGCGGGGGCAGGAUGAGCGCGGAGGCGGCGGACCGGGAGGCGGCCACCUCCAGCCGGCCCUGCACCCCGCCGCAAACGUGCUGGUUCGAGUUCUUGCUGGAGGAGUCGCUGCUGGAGAAACAUCUGCGCAAGCCCUGCCCGGAUCCUGCACCAGUUCAACUUAUAGUCCAGUUUUUGGAACAGGCUUCCAAACCUUCAGUUAAUGAACAAAACCAAGUUCAACCUCCACCUGAUAACAAGAGAAAUCGUAUUUUAAAGCUACUAGCUCUCAAAGUUGCUGCACAUUUGAAGUGGGACUUAGACAUCUUAGAGAAAAGUUUGUCUGUUCCAGUAUUGAAUAUGUUGCUAAACGAACUGCUGUGCAUCAGUAAAGUUCCUCCUGGGACAAAGCAUGUAGACAUGGAUCUGGCCACUUUACCUCCAACCACUGCCAUGGCUAUACUUCUCUACAAUAGAUGGGCAAUUAGGACAAUUGUUCAAAGCAGUUUUCCUGUCAAACAGGCAAAACCUGGACCUCCUCAAUUAAGUGUUAUGAAUCAGAUGCAACAGGAAAAAGAGCUAACAGAAAAUAUUUUGAAAGUGCUAAAAGAACAAGCUUCAGAUUCUAUCUUGGUACUAGAGGCAGCCCUUAAGUUAAACAAGGAUCUUUAUGUCCACACAAUGAGAACACUAGAUUUAUUGGCCGUGGAACCAGGCAUGGUCAAUGGAGAAACUGAGAGUUCCACAGCUGGAUUGAAAAUCAAAACCGAGGAGAUGCAGUGCCAGGUGUGUUUUGAUUUGGGUGCAGCAUACUUCCAGCAAGGCUCUACAAAUUCAGCUGUCUAUGAAAAUGCCAGAGAAAAAUUUUUUAGAACCAAAGAACUAAUUGCAGAGAUAGGUUCAUUAUCUCUUCAUUGUACCAUAGAUGAGAAGCGGUUAGCUGGCUAUUGUCAAGCAUGUGAUGUUCUUGUACCUUCUUCUGAUAGUACAUCUCAACAGUUGACUCCAUAUAGUCAAGUCCAUAUUUGUUUGAGAUCUGGCAACUAUCAGGAGGCAAUAAAUAUUUUCAUUGAAGACAACUUAACCUUCAAUUUGCCUGUCCAGUUCCGUCAGUCAGUCCUAAGAGAACUCUUUCAGAAAGCUCAACAGGGAAAUGAAGCUCUAGAUGAAAUCUGUUUUAAAGUCUGUGCCUGUAACACAGUCCGUGAUAUAUUGGAAGGUAGAACAAUUAGUGUUCAAUUUAAUCAGCUAUUUCUUAGACCUAAUAAAGAGAAAAUAGACUUUCUUCUGGAGGUAUGUUCAAGAUCAAUAAAUUUAGAAAAAGCUUCAGAUUCUUUGAAAGGGAACAUGGCUGCUUUUCUAAAGAAUGUGUGUCUGGGGUUGGAAGAUCUGCAGUAUGUUUUCAUGAUUUCUUCACAUGAGCUUUUCAUUACAUUGUUGAAAGAUGAAGAACGAAAGCUACUUGUUGAUCAGAUGAGGAAAAGAUCCCCUAGAGUGAAUCUGUGCAUUAAACCUGUAACUUCAUUUUAUGAUAUCCCAGCCUCAGCAAGUGUUAACAUUGGCCAGUUGGAGCAUCAACUGAUACUGUCAGUGGAUCCCUGGAGGAUUCGACAGAUUUUAAUUGAAUUACAUGGGAUGACCUCAGAGCGCCAAUUCUGGACAGUAUCAAAUAAGUGGGAGGUACCUUCUGUUUAUAGUGGUGUUACUGGGAUUAAAGACAAUUUAACAAGAGAUUUGGUUUACAUUCUCAUGGCCAAAGGUUUACACUGCAGCACUGUUAAGGACUUUUCCCAUGCUAAACAGCUAUUUGCUGCUUGUUUGGAGUUGGUGACAGAGUUCUCACCAAAACUUCGUCAGGUCAUGCUGAAUGAGAUGCUGCUUUUGGAUAUUCACACACAUGAAGCUGGAACAGGGCAGUCAGGAGAGAGACCUCCUUCUGAUCUUAUUAGUAGAGUGCGAGGAUAUCUGGAAAUGAGGCUUCCUGAUAUUCCUCUUCGUCAGGUUAUUGCCGAGGAGUGUGUUGCUUUUAUGUUAAACUGGAAAGAAAAUGAGUACCUUACGCUUCAGGUUCCUGCAUUUCUGCUUCAGAGUAAUCCAUAUGUAAAGCUUGGACAGCUUUUAGCAGCUACAUGCAAAGAACUUCCAGGCCCUAAAGAAAGCAGACGGACUGCUAAAGACCUUUGGGAAGUUGUCGUUCAGAUCUGUAGUGUGUCCAGUCAACACAAAAGAGGAAAUGACGGCAGAGUUAGUUUAAUAAAGCAGAGGGAAUCUACAUUAGGUAUAAUGUAUCGGAGUGAGCUGCUUUCUUUUAUCAAAAAAUUACGGGAACCAUUGGUUUUGACUAUUAUUUUAUCACUCUUUGUGAAACUUCACAAUGUUCGGGAGGAUAUCGUGAAUGACAUUACAGCUGAACACAUUUCUAUUUGGCCAUCGUCCAUCCCCAACCUCCAGUCAGUGGACUUUGAAGCAGUGGCGAUCACAGUGAAAGAGCUAGUUCGGUAUGCCCUCAGUAUAAACCCAAACAACCAUUCAUGGUUAAUUAUUCAGGCCGACAUUUAUUUUGCAACGAAUCAGUAUUCAGCAGCUCUUCACUAUUACCUCCAAGCAGGGGCCGUGUGUUCUGAUUUCUUUAAUAAGGCUGUGCCCCCAGAUGUUUAUACAGACCAGGUAAUAAAACGAAUGAUAAAGUGCUGUUCUUUGCUGAAUUGCCACACGCAGGUGGCAAUUUUAUGUCAGUUCCUCAGAGAGAUUGACUAUAAAACAGCUUUUAAAUCACUGCAGGAACAAAACAGUCAUGAUGCUAUGGACUCCUACUAUGACUACAUAUGGGAUGUUACCAUUUUGGAAUACUUGACUUAUCUUCAUCAUAAAAGAGGAGAAACAGAUAAAAGGCAAAUUGCGAUCAAAGCCAUCGGCCAGACUGAAUUGAAUGCAAGCAACCCAGAAGAAGUGUUGCAGCUGGCAGCGCAAAGAAGGAAAAAAAAGUUUCUCCAAGCAAUGGCAAAACUUUACUUUUAAGCAGUUAGUUAAAAUUUUUUAACUUUUAUUUUUUAAACAAUGGGCUAAAAAUAAACAGUAUUAAAAGAUUAAGUUUAUAUAAUACAUAUGUACAUAGUGGUGUUUUCUUUUCAGACAAAAUGCUGAAACAUACUAGUUUAAAAACAAAAACUGUACAGAAGACUUCAUACCACAAUAGCUUAAAUUUAUAAUUUCUUCAAAGGAAGAAGAGAUUCACAUGUCCAGUAAUAGAAUAAACUAAUAAUCUAGUAUGAUUUUUCUAAUCAGAUCCACUUUUGAGGCUGAAAUUUCAUUUUUAAAAAAACUGCAAUAUUUAUGUGGAAGUAGCUAUCUAUAUACAGCAAGUUCUUAUGUCAAGGUUUUGUCUUUUUUUUUAAAUAAAUAGAUUUCUAGGAAUCAGUAUACAUUUACUGCCUUAAGAAAAUAGAAGUUUAGGUCAAGUGUUAAGCUUCAUCACUUUGACACUGUCCUUAACCCAUAAUGUAGGAAUUUUAAAAGGAUCUUAACAGUUUUGCAAACAUAAAUAAAGCCUUAGUCACACUAAAUUGUGAUAACCCUAAGGAUUUUUCUUUUUAGAGUAAUAAAGUGACUUUCUCAUGUAAAUAGUUUGAAAAAAUACUUAAGUUUUUCACUCAAAUUGUGAUGUACAAAAAAGUUAUAAAGCAAUCUGUGUGUCAAAGCCCCAAGUAGGAACCACAGCAUUUACCUUGUUUAUAAUUUCUUUGGUAUUCCCACUGUUUAGAGCACAGUUCAAACACCAUAUUCAUCUAAGCCCUACUGGUUAAAAAUGUUAUGGCAUGGCAAAUAAACAAGUCAAAUGGAUUAAAGUUCACCAUUUUUUAAAAAUUCAAGUUUUAUAAUAGCUUGCUACAAGCAGCUAUAAAUUAGUCACCUUAGUACAAAACUAAACCUUUGUAAACAAGUUUAAAUUUUAUUUUCAAGAACCAAAUUGCACUAGGCAAGAGUUGAUGAUAAAUUUUGAGAAUCUAAAAACUAGAUUCAAAGUACUAUUAUCACUUAAUGUACCCUUUAAGGUAGCGCUUAUCUAGUCGAAAACACCAAUGAUAAAAUUCCUAGUUUGUAGAUAAACAUAGUUAACACUGGAUCAAAAAAAAAAAAAAAUGUUAUGG
This is a messenger RNA of Sus scrofa (pig), 4282 nucleotides long. It is a transcript of the gene INTS8, whose product is annotated as integrator complex subunit 8. NCBI's taxonomy places the organism in Eukaryota, Metazoa, Chordata, Mammalia, Artiodactyla, Suidae. Gene Ontology annotation, molecular function: protein binding. The record is from RefSeq and is a predicted model, not a curated record. Gene Ontology annotation, cellular component: integrator complex. Gene Ontology annotation, biological process: snRNA 3'-end processing.